AAUAUAUACUAUGUAUAUCAGUAUGAAAGUCAAUCAAAUAAAUAUAUGAAAAAGUAUGUACCCGAAAAUGUCGAAAUGUCAAAAUAAUCCAUUUGAUUCGGCGCAGCUUUUAAUUCGCUGCGCUUUUAGUGAAGACUUGAGCGAUUGAGCCCCAAUUGAGUACCAGAUAUUCUAUACCGAUGUGACUAUAAACAUAUAAAUAUACAUAUAUGUAUGGUCCAACAAUUGUACAUACAUAUUUAUACUCGCACUUUUUUUAAGGCCCUGCAUACGCCAUUGAUGUAAUGGUGAUGAUAUAAAAUCAGCGGAGAAAAAAAAAUCUGCAAUGACAAAAUUAAAAUGCGAAAAGUAAAUAAGAAAACAAACAAAUUUAAAUAAAGUGUGGCGAAUUAAAGAGCAAUUAAUGUAUCUAUAUGAAGAUGGUCAAUUAAGCACCAAAAGAUAAAUUAAAAAAAUAAAUUAAAAAAAAAAAAAAUAAAAAUAAAAUAAAACGCAAAUUGUCGGCUCAGCGCGCUUCCUGAAUAUUGAGUUUAAGUGAUUUUUGGUGGAGUAAAAAGUGAAAUCAACGCCCAGCAAAAUGGAUUUGGCUUUAGAACGCGAUUGCACCUCUGCAUUGGGCAGUCUCUUCCAACAGAUCAUCAAUGAUUUGAAGAACACAUCGCCGCUCUGGGAGGACUUUGUUACGAAGGCCACGAAAUUGCACCAAUGUUUACGUGCCGCCAUUCAGGCAAUCGCCGCUUAUUUGGACGCCUUCCAAAAAAUCGCAGACGCAGCAACAAAUUCAAGAGGAGCUUCCAAAGAAAUUGGCACUGCGUUGACACGCGUCUGUCUGCGCCACAAGGCGGUCGAGUCGCGUCUGAAGACUUUUACAACAGCAAUAAUGGACUGUCUUGUACAGCCAUUGCAAGAAAAACUAGAAGACUGGAAGCGCACAGUGAUCACCAUCGACAAGGAGCAUGCCAAAGAGUAUAAACGAUGCCGCACCGAAUUGAAGAAACGUUCCAGUGACACGUUAAGACUGCAAAAGAAAGCACGCAAAGGUCAAUCGGACACUAUACAAACGCUAAUGGACUCCCACAAGCAAGAUGUGACUUUGCGUCGCGCUGAAUUGGAAGAGGUCGAGAAGAAAUCGUUGCGUUCGGCGAUGAUCGAGGAGCGCUUGCGUUAUUGCACUUUUGUACAUAUGCUACAACCGGUCGUGAAGGAGGAAUGCGAAGUGAUGUCUGAACUGGGUCAUUUACAGGAAGCAAUGGAUUCGAUUGCUAUUGUCACGAAGGAUCCCAGCGUUUUGCCGCAAACCUCCGAGGAGUUGAUACAGGAUACCAAAGCCACAAUGACACUAUACCCCGAAUCGCCAGGUGGCGGCUCGGGUUCACAAGGUGGUUGUUCCAAUUCGUUGGGUUCGCGCAAAAGUUCCGUUUGUUCCAUUAGCUCGAUGAAUAGCAGUGGCUCAAGCAACUCGCCAGGACAUCAUCACUAUCCACGUUCGCUAUCGCAGUUAAUUUCGCCUGCAAUACGCUUGAAACCUGGUGAAUCCAGUGAUAGUGGCUUUUGCUCAUCACCAGCGCUAACCACACAGGCUUCCACUGCCACUAGUCAAUCUCACGCUGUUUCCACUUGGCCACCACAUUCCCAGGAUGCCGUUCCUGUGUUGCCACCUGCCGCCGAUCGACCACACACCAUUUCAACCGCCUACGAGAAGGGUCAUCAACGACCACCGCUCACUGUUUAUACGUUCCAAAAUCCGGAAACCAUAUUGGAAGGCAAUGGCGGCAGCGGUAGUAUACCAGGCACGCCAAAUGGCACUGGAUCGGGCGCUAAUACGCCAUGUACACAAAAAUCUCCAGCUGGUGCGCUGAAUCGUCCUCCAUUGCCAGUGAAACCAACACGUGUGCGUUGCUCUUCGCUGGAACGCCCGCUUUCGGCCAAUAAUAAUCGCAGCACCAACAAUCUUCUGCAACGUCAAUGCCCAUCGCCCAUACCGGCUCAUAUAACAAAAGAGCUAUCAGCGCAUCAUGCACAGCAACAACACAUACAGCAACAGCAGCAGCAACAGCAACAACAGUUACAACAGCAAGCUCAACAGCAAUUACAGUCAUCUUCACCACCGCCCACCUAUGUCAAUAUGUCGGAGCUGGCCAAUAUGGCGGCAACAAAAAUACAAACCAACCAACAGCAGCAGCAGCAGCAACAACAGCGGCCAGUCGCUGCUUUGCAACAACAACACUCGAUCGAUUCGAUUUCCUCACAAUUUUCCAACGACUCGACUGCAUCGGGUCAGCAUUCAGCCCAACAACAGCAGCAAGGCGCGUUUGUCAACAACAAGGCACGUUCACAUUCCGCAUCCUCGUCGUCUGCAUCCUCCAACACGCCCUCAUUAUACUCGCAUCCCUCGAUAGAGUCCGGCACAGUGACCACACCACUCGUAGGGCAGACCCCAACACCAUCGAGCGGUAGCUCAACACCACAAAAUCAUUAUUCACCACUCUUGACCAAUUCGCCAUCAUCAACAGCGGCGGGUACACCAAGCGGCUGCAGUGUAGCGAGCGGCAUGUUGAGCGGUUUUGUUUGUAAUGUCAACUCACCAACACCACCACAGAGUGGCACAACAUCAAUCGAUAGUGAUGUGUUGAAGAUUACCGAGACUGAUGGCAAUCAACCCACUCAACUCGUAAAUGUAAUCACCAAUGAUGCCACCGUACAUCAACAACAACAACAGCAGCAACAGCAACAGCAUGUAAAUAAUAUCACUAACAAUGCUGCAAACAUAAACUCCCAAACCAAUCCCACCGCCGAAACACUCAACCAGACACCCCAUACAAAUGCCACCAAUUCAAAUUCAGCCGCGAUCGAUACAGAAUCCCCAACUAUUGUAGAGAAUGACGAACGUUCACGCGCUUCAGUUCUGCAGAAGGCUUCGAUGUUCGAGAAACAAGCAGCAGCCGCGGCAGCAUCCACUGCAGCAGUCGCGACCGGUCGUUCCACCAAUAGCGAAGCCAUAUACGGCACACGUCGGAAUCCGGAUGAGGUCUAUCGUUCAGCCAAUACAAGCUCCAGUGGCAAUCACUAUCAGCAACCGGCGCAGCAGCCAAACUCGGAGCAGCAAGAUGUCGAUAAAAGUUUUGAAGACUCGAUCCAAGAACUAAAUAAUUUAAUUGGCGAAUUAGACUCGUUUCAACGCGAGAUCGAUGCAAGCAAGCGUUCAACCACCACUGCACCAACAACAGCAGCAACAACACCCAAUGCUGACAAUUUUGGAGAGAAUUGUGGUGAUCGUCCCUUCCCGUUGACGAGUAGCAGCAGUGAGGCGAGCACAGGUGUCGGCGACUAUAAUGACGCGGGUUUACAAAAUACAAAUACCAACACAACUACUACGGUUAUAACAGUAGCGGAGAACAGCAUAGGCUCCACACCGCUUACUGUUAUGUGCCCUGCACGUCCACCGAAAUCGCCACAAUGUGCCAGCAAUCAAACGAGCGGCUGUGGUACGGAUCUCUCCGACGCUGCUUCCGAUGACAUUGCAGUCGAUGUGGGCUCUUUAUCGAGUAUAAAUAACAACAACAACAACAAGUCAAAAGAUGAUCAUUCUAACGAGCACCAUACCAGCCUUGGCAUUGGCAAUGGCAGUAACGGCGGUCGCACACUGCAGCAAUACAACUCGGAUUCGGAGCUGAGUCGUUGCUAUGUAAGCGAAACGAGUUCGCUGGCGGGCGGCUACGAGAACCCCACCUUCGCGCACUUCGCCACAGCAGUGUCCACAUCGUCGAUAGCCGCCUCUUCGGGCGUGGAUGAGCCCGCCGAUGUGGGCAGUGUUAUCGGCGAUGGCCGUUCGCUGAUGGCGGUAUCAUCGACAACGACGGCCGACGACUGCAUGUCGCAUACCUCCGAGACAUAUCCCAUGCAAUCACAAAAUGCCUACAACACUGACAAUGUCAGCGACGGUGGCAGUAAUGUAGUUGUAAUUUAUGAUCAUCAAAUACCCAUUACGCCGGAUAUCGACUAUGUCAAACAGAAUUCCGAGAUCGUUGUGCUGCGUACAAAGGAUCCCCUACAACAACAGUUGAGUCGACAGGAAAUGCGCGAGUUGACACAGUUACCGAACAGUUUGUGCGCGCCACUUGAAGGCUUGAGCGGUCCGGGCGCGGGCAUGAUGUCCGUACUGGCACUUUCGUCGUCGUCGUUGUCAUGUUCGGUGCCUACCUCGCCGCCGCACACCGCGACCGUAACGCCUGCCAAACAGCGACUCUCCUCAUUCCGCGCAUCCAGCGAACAACAAUUACAGCUGCUCGGCUGCGGAGACAACAACAAUAGCGGCAGUGAGCUGUCACUACUGCGUACGCCGCACCUCUACGCAAACGCAGGUACGCCCCAAGCGCAAGACGAGAGCAGACAGGGAGGUAGUAGAAGGGUGGCAACACCACCAAAUGCACACAACAGUCCAGAUACCAUAAUACGCCGCAAAGCAGCAAUACCACCUAAGCCGAGUUUGAGUAUUUUCAACGGCCCAACGGCCAGCAAUCUUUUAGAGGCUAAUAGCACGCGUAAGAGUAGUAGUAGUAUAAGUAGAGCUAGUUGUGAAACGGUCGGCGAGCGAUUGGCGGGUACGCCCACACCGCCGCCACCUCUUUUAACGAAGGCCAAUUUUAAGGCCGACUUAGAUGCGAAGAUUCGCAAGCAGAAGUUGAAGUUGCAAUUGCAGCGUGAACAGCAACAACAUCAAGAAUUGUUGCAACAAAGACAAAAACUGCUACAACAACAACAACAAUUACAACAACAGUCACCACAGUCAGUAGCCAACAACACCAAUAGUCCAAUAUACCGCAGCAGCAACGGUAACCACAAUAACCACAAUCAUAGCGACAGCAACACCAAGUCCAACAACACUACCAGCAGCGCCGGCAACCACACCAACAACACCAAUUCCAACUCUAGCAACAACAUUAACAAUAACUGUAAUGCAAUUAGUUUGAAUAAGCUCAGUUGUAGUACAGCAACAGCAACAACAACAACCACCACAAAAACUACAACUGCCUCCGCACCCGCAUCCGCAUCAAAUCAUUUGGCCGCAUCAUCCCAUCACAUAAUUGCAUCCGCAUCCGCAUCCGCAUCUGCCUCAUCCUCAUUUGCAGGGCCACAGCUUGUCUAUCAAAAUGGUACUAAAAGUAGUAGUAAUAGUAAUAAUAAUAAAAAUAAGAAUAGUAGUAGAUCAUCAUCAUCUGCAUUUCCUAAGGCAAUCAAACAAACCCAUUCUAAUCGUACACCUAAUUAUCAAUUUCAUGCGCUGAAAUCUCACAACAACAACAACAACAACAACACGCCCAACAUUGUAAACGCUAAAACACGCCCCAAACGCUCUGCCUCUACACCAAUGUCAUCAUCAUCAUCAUCAUCAUCAAUACAAAAAUCAUCAAACGCUAUGCGUGCUCCAUCUCCAAUAACAUUAUCAUCUACGUCGUCAUUAUCACUUUGCUCGCCAACAACACACUCGUCGAUUGAUCGUCGGCGCAAAUAUCCACAAUCACCACGGUUGCAAACGUCAAUGGCUGGCCAACAAAACCAAACACAAAACCAUCAUUCAUCAUCGUCAUCAACGUCCUCACCAUCAUCCCCAUCAUCAGUGUCAGUCUCUUCCUGUGCCUAUGCGUGUUCUUCUACUUGUGCGUCCACAGCAUCACCACCACAACCACCUCCCAUCCACACCAAACAAUCAGCAUCAGCUGCUGCCUCGGUCUCGACUGCAUCCGCAUCUGCAUCCAAUUCCAACAUAAAUUCCGCCAUCGCCAAACCGAACAUCACACCGAGACCGGCUUCGUUGUCGGGAGGCGUAACACGCAUAGCGCGACGCUCAUCAGUAAAUUCGGCUAAGCCACCACCGCCAGUACGUCGCAGCUCAUCGGUGACGCCGAGUCACAAUGCCACAAGCGCUGGGGCUACACAAUCUCCCCAACACCUGCAUCAUCAAUCGCAGCAGCAACAACAACAACAACAACAACAACAACAAUAUACCCAUCAAUAUCAACACCACCAACAACAUGACAUUCAGCAGGCCGUCCCUCAUCAUCAACAACAACAUCCACCACCACCACCACCACUGCAAACAUCAACAACAACAACCACAACAACACAAGAUUCCCAAUAUGAAACUGUUGAUUGCUUGCCACCACCACCCGCUUAUCUGCUAGAUUCAAGACAAGCUCAAUCGACAUCAACGCCACCACCACCACCACCAACGGCUGUUUUAACAUCGGUUAUGCCCAGCUCAUCGUUGAAAGUUGCCGAAACGGUAAAGGCUUUAUCGGCUAUGCGUCACAAGCCCGCCUCACCGAAUGCCAUACGGCAUAUGCAACAUCAACACCAACUCCAACAACAACAGUCGCUGCAGCAUUCACAAACACCUACACCAAUACCACCACCGUCACCACCAAUACAACAACAACAAUCACAGAAUAUUUACUCAACUACCGUUAAGACAUUUUCCUCUACUGCUUUGUUGCUGCCCGACUCCACCGCCUCCUUGGAUGGCGAGCAGUCCCUCCACUACGAUGCUUAUUCGUACUACAAUCCUUAUAUGGAGGUUAGAACCCAACUGACCACCUCAGCUAAAAUGCCGCUUACUAAUGCUAAUAAUGCUGUUGCUUAUCAAACUAUGCCAAUAACAACAACAACAACACCUAUUUAUUACUAUGAUGAUGUUGCCCAUCAGAAUACGCCGCCGAUGCCAGUGAAAUCACACCAGCAACAACAACAGCAGCAACAUCACUUACAACUGCCAAUUGCAGCACUACAGGACACAUAUGGUGGCAGUAACAGUGGUACGCCACGUUGUUUAACCAUUAGGGCUGCUGCCAUCACCGGUCAGCCGGUGUCACCGUCAUACACCUCACCGCCACCUUAUGAUUUCCAACAUAGUAAAAUAGAGUUGCCACCUCCAUUACCGCCACCCAAUCCCAAUCAGCAGCGUUCACUUAAACAACAACAACAACAACAGCAGCAGCAGCUGCAGCAGCAACAAAGACAGUUUGCUGAAAACCAACAACACACGGCACAAGCCACAAACACAAGCACACAAUAUCAACAGCAACAACAAAAACAACAGCAACAGCAACACCAACAACAAGAACAGCUUUACGAUUAUCUACCGUCACAUCAACCCAUUCACUCCCCCAAGCAGCAGCGACAGCAACAACAACAGCGUUUAGAUGCUCUUGCCGCCGAUCAUGAAGACGACGCGUCCGUCUACAGUGACAACGCCUCAUUCCGCACAUCAUCGCCUGGCAUUUAUGCGCAGCCGAAAGCAGUACCAAGCAUGUCGAGCUUCCGUUCGGCCAGUCCGGCGACGAAUGAUCAUCAUAGCCAGCACCAUCAUGUUAUACCACCAACGCAGCCGAAAACCAAUCCGAACUUAAUUGCACAGUUGAACGCGCGUCUGAGCAAACAAAAUCAACACCAACAGCUACAGCAGCAGCAGCAGCAUACAACAAAUGAAGGCAUUUAUGGCUCAACACCGAAUUCACCAAGUCAUCACAACUUGCCACACCAGCAUCAGCAUCAUCAAAGCGAGCCCGUCUACAUGAGGAACUACUCACAUCCACAUCAACAGCAGCAGCAGCAGCAACAUCAAGUCGCCGCCAGUGGCUCAAUGCAUCAGCAGCAAAACUAUGACGCUGCACAAAUAUCUAAGCAUCAGCCACCGACUUACGCACACUCCGCCGCUGGUGGCACGACUAGACAUUAUAUUGCACCAACACCCAUGCAGCAGCCGCAGCAUCAUCGCGAGUCACAUCACAGCUGCCCGCCGCCGCUUGAAAAUCCACCACCACCGCCCACCAAUUCAUCCAUUUAUGCUGCCACUGCCACGGCGACCAUGCCCAAGAACGCUACACGCGCGAGCUUAGGCGGAGGUGGUGUGGGAGGCGCCACCUACGCUCCGCCUACAUCCACCAUGACUUUGCCUAAGAAUCUUGCACAACAGCGUUUACAGCAGCAACAACACUAUCAGCAGCAGCAACAGCAACAACACUACCAACAGCAACAAUAUCAACACUCUACCGCCACCGCCGGCAACGUAGCUGCUCAACAGCAGCAGUAUGCCCAGACGGCUACUGCUAGUCAGCGCGCGCAAAUACCAUUGCCACAUCAGCAACAACAGCAACAGCAACAACAACAACUAUCCUACAAACAAAAGUCGGCCACACUGCAGAGCAAUCACCGCCAGCCGCCGGUGCCCUCGCGCCACUCCAGCGUGCAGCAGAAGAUCUUUGUGGCCACGAAUCCCUUCAUUCAAACCACCACCAUCCACUGCCACUCGCCCGCUUCGGUGCACUCACAGCCGGCCUCGCCCACCUGUUCGUCGCCGUCGUCGUCGUCGCUGGCCAGCAUUUACGGCACCAGCUCGCGCAGUCAUCACCAUCAUCAGCUACAACAACAACACCAACAACAGCAGCAGCUGCAACAUCAUGCCGGCGGCGGCAACGCAGCAGGCAACGGCUACUAUGCCGCCCCGCACAAUUCAACAGCGAGUUACGCCAGCUCAAAUAUUGAGAAAGCCGGCAGUAUUCGUUCGAAAACCAAAGCGGAAUUUCUCGAAAAUCUCAAUGCGAAGCUAGCCAAACAGGGUCUAUCCGGUCGUGCGUUCGCUGUGCGCAAUUUAAUCAAUAGCAAAGCAUUGCCCGAUCCUCGCAUUUGCCACGAAUCAUUGAUGGAUCAAAUCAAACGUGGCGCUACGCUGAAACGCAACCAGAAAAUAAAUGAUCGCAGUGCACCGAAAAUACAUUAAAACAACAAAUAAAAGAAAAGCAAUAGCUUAGAUGAAAAAGAGGCUGCUGCAGUACGGCAAAACACCAAACCUUAAGCUACUAAAUAAACUCAAUAUACAAAGCAAAAGAAUGCGACAAUUCAAGAGUUCUACGUUUCUUUCAUGAUUUUUGGUUUUUUUUUUGUUUUUUCUUUUGGUGAGCGCUUUGAGGCCCAACAAAACCAAUUUUUAGACUGUUCUUGUCGACGCUAUUGAGGAAAUACGAAUAAUAAAUUAUUAAUAAGCGUACAUACUUACACAAUUUUAAGUACAUAUACAUAUAUUAUAUAUAAAUACACAUAAAUAUGCAUAUAAACAUUUAAAUAACACAUAUUGCAGUUAGUUUUAAGUGAAGAGAAAUAAAACGAAUCUAAAAUAUAAUUUAAAGAGAAGAAAAGAAAAGAAAGAAAAAAAGAAAAACAAAGGAA
Molecule: messenger RNA, 9222 nt
Organism: Ceratitis capitata (Mediterranean fruit fly)
Lineage: Eukaryota; Metazoa; Arthropoda; Insecta; Diptera; Tephritidae
Gene: mim
Product: homeobox protein 5
Exons: 19
Coding region: 578-8776 (2732 amino acids)
Biological process (GO): plasma membrane organization; cell projection assembly
Cellular component (GO): cytoplasmic side of plasma membrane; actin cytoskeleton
Molecular function (GO): actin binding; phospholipid binding
Source: RefSeq, a predicted model, not a curated record